Molecule: messenger RNA, 1887 nt
Organism: Maudiozyma saulgeensis
Lineage: Eukaryota; Fungi; Ascomycota; Saccharomycetes; Saccharomycetales; Saccharomycetaceae
Source: the annotation of a GenBank genome assembly
AUGAAUAUUAAUGAAUUUGCGGAUGCCCAAAAAACACAUAACGUUAUAUACCCUAAUCUGCCUAAAUCAGGUGAAUUAACCGAGAGAUGUAUACCGUUUGUUCCGCUUCUAGAAGGGAAGGAGUCAACGGAAAUAAUGUAUGAAAGGUGGCAACUAUAUAACCAAUUAUAUGAUCAUUUCCACUCACAAGUCGAUAAUAUUGUCUCAAAUGGUGAAAUUGAACUAAAACAAAAUAUAACGAAAUUACUUUUUAACGAUGGUCAAUCGUUGAAAACAAAAGGAACCUUCAAAACAUUGUUUUUACUAGGUUCUGAUAGUAAUACCCCAAUUGAGUUUGAUGUUACAGAUUCAACAAACACCUUAAAUGUCCUGAUAGAUAUGACAGCGAAGGAAUCUCCGAACGUUAGAAUGAUGCUGAAAAGAGCAAUGUUUAAAGUGUUCUCUACGGCACAAGAAGAUAGUAAUAGUAAUCUUGGCAUGAUUAAAGAGGAAGAUGAUAUAUCACAACCUGUAUUUACAAACGGCAUCCAUCAAUCUAUCACUGAAGUGUCAUACGAUUUGUCACUUGUCGAGAAUUUUAAAUCAAUAUUUGGCAAAAAUUUAAAUAUUGUAUUAAAUUUUAAAGAUGUUGAUUCUUUUUCAUUUCAUUCUCUUGAUGGAUUUAUUCAAUUAUUAAAAAAUGCUUUAAAAUAUGAUUCCGUCAAUUUCCAUUUAGUAUUUAAUAUCAAUACUAAUAUUUCGAUAAUGGAAAAGAAUUUGACCCAGUCAACACUACGAUUAUUAAAGAGGAAUUAUUCUAUUUUGGAUAUAUCUAGUAAUAGGGGUUUUAAAUAUGCCAAUAAGGUAUUUGAAUGUUUUCUUGAGACUGUCGAUAAUAAACUUAAUCUUUCUGAAAAUUUUAUCAAGUUUAUCCUUGAGAAAAUGGCUAAUAAUACACAUCAUAAUCUACAAUUAUUGACAAAAAUAUUAGAUUAUUCCUUAAUGUCAUAUUUUUAUGAAAAUCCAUUCGCGGUAUUUAUUGAUCCAUUCAAUGUUAAAUACUUAAAUGAUUCAUAUUUAAAACUUUUGAAAAAAUGUCCAACAUAUAUGUUUUUCUUGGGUGAGUUAGUUAAAGAAGGUGCACCAGUAGAUGAGAUAUCUAAUUUAUUGACCAAUGAUGAUGAUGCCAUAGAACAAUUUUUUGCUGAAUUUUUAGUGAGAGAUAAUCCAACCAAUAGGCAUGCCAAGGCCGUUGCAACUAUUCUUGAAGAAAAGUGUGGAACUCAAAAUUAUAAUUUAAUUGAAUUAUAUUAUAAUUUACUUACAGAUAAUUUGGACAAUUAUUUAAAGAAAUGGCCCGAAUGUGAAUUAUAUAAACAGGAAUUAUCAUUCGAAUCAGUCGAUACGAUUUUCAAAGAAUUAUUUACAUUGGAUAAUAAGAAUGAUUUACUUUCUCAAGCAAUGUUUCCAAAUUAUAAGAGUAAUAUGGAAGAUGAUUUGUUAUGUUGGGAAAGGGUUAUUAAUACUGAUGACAAAGGAUCCUUGGAAGAUAUACAAGAACUUGAAUCUCUCAGUGCAUUAAAUCGCGAAUUGGGACCUAUAGUUGGUGAACUAUUCAAAGUUUAUAGAGAAGCACCAAUUGUUAUUAAUUUAUUUGAUCUUUAUACGUCAUUUAAGGUACUUCUUCCAAGAGAACAAAUACUGGAAUUUAUUAAGGAUUAUUCUACUAAAGAUAAAGAUUUAAAGAAAUUUAUUGAGAAUAAUGGCGAUGAUGAUGAUAUAAUAUUUGAUAAAGUUGUAUUAAUUUUGUUUAUGCAAGGUAUACAUGAUUAUGAUAAUAUGGGUUUAACAAACACAGUGACAAAAAAUCCGGAUUUUGUCGAUAAACAUGUAUGGAGGGGUAUGUAA